GUUGAAUUUCACGAAUUCUCAUUUUUCCAGCAAAUUUUUUCACGUGCAAGUUAUUUGUGUGACCAGUGUGCGAAGACAAAAUCACUAGGAAGUUGGAGUCACAGCUUUGAACAAGACCAAGACCACCACUCUGCAGAGGCAGACGGCCUACCACUGGAUCUGGUUGGUCCAAACGGCAACAGAGCGAGGUUUUCAACAGGGAAGAUAUGGUGACGUUCAGGGUUCCACGUUUUGUGCGUCUCUGUGUUGCGGCACCAGCGCAAUGGGCGGCACUGGACGUGCUCGGCGCCGGCAUGCACGAGCAGCAGCCCCAGCGUCAAGGCUCGAAAAACCGGCGGCGUUGGGGGGACAUGUAUGGAGACGAAGAGCAGGACGAAGCUCAGGCGGUUGAGGAGUUAUUGGCAUACGAGAGCGGGUUUUCGCGCUCUCCCUCCGACGAGCCGGCCGAACCGGCUGCAGAACGUGCGUCAGAAGAAGAUGAUACUCGGUCGUCUAGGCUUGCGAGCGCACCAGCACUGGAGCGCGUUGCAGAAGAAAUACAGAAGCAGCUCGCGCCUUUCUCGGGAACUUCUCGCUGGUGCGGUGCCACGGAGACACCAAGCAGCUGCAGUUCAACGAAUCCCCGACCGCAUAUGGCAAGCUCGACAAGGGGCACCGCGACCGUGUCGCCCUGCAGCAGCCCCCGCAGCUCCGUCCCCGCUUCCUCCAGCCCCUCCGGGAGCAUUCCUUCGCCGACGGUUGUAAAUCUACUACGCGACGCCGUCAGCAUGCCGGAGCAGGACGAGCUUUGGUUUGCGGAGGGUGCGACGGGAAACGCUGCCCGUGGGGGAAAUAAACUUUCGUUCCCGCAUUCCAGCAGACAGGCACGAUGGACAAGAGGACCGGGUCGCAGCUCCCCCGGAUCUUUUUCGACUGUGUGCGGAGCAGAAGAAAGUUUGGCUUGCGUUUUUGCUGAUGAACUGGAGAAGGCGUCGCCGAAGCGCACCAGUUUCCUGCGCACCUGUCAACGGAGUGGAGACGAGUUCGUUGCCGGAUGCCUGUCACUCGAACGCACAAACUCGCGCUUUUUCGCAGCGCGCGAGAAGAUGCAGGCCAUCUACGAGGAGCUGGGACUCGCGCUCGAUCACUUCAGAAGGCUGGAACAAAGGCAACCCGGCUUCCGGCCGGACAAAGCGACGGCGGACUUGCAUCGCCGCGUGCGGCGCAGCCGAGGUCUGCUGCACGAAGUGCUUCACGGCAAGCGAUUCCUGAACUACCAGGGGCGGAUGUACAACGACAAAGGUCAACUACAUUGCUGCGCGACAAAAGAAGAUGCCGAUGGUGGUUCGCAACAAUCUUGGAUGUUGGAGGAACAACGGCGCGACGAGGGCGUGCUUCAGCCCGAGGGGGGACGCGCCUCCUUGGGGAGUGUGCUGCACCCCCUGUCACUGUUGGUGCAGGAACUGCAAAAUCAUGAUAAGCUCCGUCUUAGUGAACUUCAACAGCGUGAAUUGCGGUCCGAACAACCCGAAGUGAGGGAGCGAGACGAGGAGCGCCAGGAGACCUACUACCCGGGGCAUGAACCGGGAGGUGGCGACGAAGACGAACGUGCACCGGAGAGCGGAUUCGAAAUAACGGCGACGCCAGGGGACAGUAUUUCCCCCACGGGGGCGGUAUCCACCCAAAACGACCGGGCUGCACGCUAUUGUUCCGUUGAAGGACCAGAGCAAGACCGCCCGCAGGCCGGCCCCAUGCAGAAGGAUGUCGACGAUAAGCUCGCGGAGUGGUGGCGCUGUCGAUUUGAUUUCGGAUGCAAGCCUUGCAUAUUUCACCGGACGAAAGGAUGUGAGCAGGGAGCCGCCUGCAUGUUUUGCCACACUUGCACUGCAGAAGACCAGCGGCACUUUUACAGGCUCAAGAAAACGGUCCGCCACAAGAUCUCGAUUCUGCAGCGCCAGCAGAGAAUCGCGAAGAUCGUGUCGGAGCCGAAAAAGGGCAAGAAGGCCGGCGGCGGAGGACCUACUGUGUCGACGAAGAACUCGUCCAACAGCACCGCCUCCAGGUUUGGACUGCUCUUGGGCAGCCACAGAGCCCCGGACUACACAGCCGCCGCGCAGCUGCACAACUACAGCGCUGGUCCGACAGGAAGUGGGACCGCAAAAAAGCUAGGGUCCAAGUCGAGUGAAAGGAAUUCACAUGAUGUAAUACCGUCCAGUGUUGCUUCCUCGUCGAAAGCUUCGCCGAGCACACCACCAGGAUCGUUCGCUCCUCCCACGGCUUACCACUGCGGACCGGAUUCUUGUGCGCUUGCCGGUGGCGGAGGCGCGACAUUCGGGCAGCUGGUAGGCCAGGGCUGUGUUCUGGCUGAACCGCCAUGCUGCUUUUACGUGUACCAACCGACAAAUGUUGUGCAAGUUCCCUAUGCCGGCCCCGCUCCCAGUACGACGCUGGGCCUGGCAGUCCCGCAUCCGGCGGGAGGGUGCUUUGUGCAAAGCCAUUGCCCGCCACAUGCACAAGAACAUCAUGUUGACAGAAUGGAUCAAAACAGUCAACACGUUAAUAGCCAGGGGAUUCUGAACACACCAGCGUCCGUUGUCACCAUUGCUGAGAGUCCGGCAACUGGAAACCUGUCCCCGUGGCGCACAGCGCUCAACCGGGAAGCGCAUCCUUUUCAACCCGCGACCCGCCAGCGCGUCGAUUCUGCAGACAGCGACGAGGCACUGCGGCUCGUGGCGCAAGUAAGUGCAGUAAAGUAUGCGAGGGAGGAGGUGCAAUUUCCGUUGGACGCUGCAGAAUGGCCCAAGCUGCCGUCACCCAAGGGGCGACCCAUUUCUCUGCAGAACGCAACCGCCGAAAAGAAGAAAGCAAAGCCCGAUCCAAGAUGAUGUUAGGGUCUUUGUUGAGCAAAGAUGAACCAGUCAGCCGAAACGGAACUUUUUACAAAAUAGGCUUUACAUGAUGUUUCACGAUAGCAGCCACGGGUCGACGCAGAAAAAGAGGUUUGGUGUGCAAGAAUUUUUUGCACUGCUGUGUGAUGCGUUGUACUGCACCAGUUUCCGCCACUGCACUAGUUUCUGGGACGAGACCGCGAAAAUGUUUCUUUCGGGUGCGAUUGCAGACACAAAAAUAUUGUCUUGGCACGACAAAAAUGCACCUAAAAUUGAUAGUUCUUGAACAAUUUAACUACUUACGUACUUCAGCAACGCGAAAUGAAAGAAAGGCGGGUAAGAUGAAUAACUUGCUGUACUUUGAAUUGAGCUGCUGCUCUCGACGAUGUUACAUGCGCCUCUGCAUCGGCCUGUAUCGAGUAUAAGUCGAUGGAUGGAAUUUCAAUUUUCUUGAUUGGCGAUGAAAUUUUCUGAAAAACAAAGAGAAUUUGCGAUGAAUUGACAGAAGAAAUGCAGGACCUGGGAUGUCAAUCGGGACAUCCAAUUUCGAUGGAGAAAAGGCAUUAGAAAAGUGGCGACUUUAGUGCUUUUCGGAUGCCCUUUCGCUUUUUAUUCCUAGCAGAAUAAAGAUCAGGUUUUAG
Molecule: messenger RNA, 3508 nt
Organism: Amoebophrya sp. A120
Lineage: Eukaryota; Dinophyceae; Syndiniales; Amoebophryaceae
Source: the annotation of a GenBank genome assembly